AGAGGAAUCAGGACAGACAUUGAUAAUGGCAAUGGCUCUGCAAGUUGAAGGCCAAACUCUGCAGCAACUUGACGCUGUCGCACCAACUGCUGACAUGGGAGAGCUUUUGGCUAAUGGCCAGGGUACCAGUGCUGCCGAAGACGUGCCCUGUGAUGCCUGCACAGAACCGAAGACGAAGGCCGAGAAGUCCUGCCUUGUCUGUCUGGCCUCCUACUGUUCAACACACUUGGAGCCUCAUAAUUCAGCUAUAAGGCUGAGGGGCCACAAACUGGUGGAACCAGUGGAGAACUUAGAUACAAGGGCCUGCCUGACUCACGGAUACCCGCUUGCCCUUUACAGCAGGAAGCGGCAGGCAUGCAUUUGUGCUCGAUGUUUGGACGGAGGUCAGGAGGAGGUCGUCUCCGCCGAAGAGGAAUGGCAGAAGAAGAAGGAUCAAAUCAAGAACACCAAGGAAGACUUGCAACACAGAAUUAUGGCAAGAAACACAAAGAUUCAUGAGAUCAAUGAAGCUCUAAAGAACUGUAAGGGGCAAAUUGUGACCGAGUGGUGGCAAAUUGAUGCUUUGUUUACGGCUGUGCUCGAUGUUGUGAGGGAAGCCAGGGCUCAGGCACUGAAGCCUCUCGAAGACAAGCUGCAGUUCUUGAAUAAAGAGUCACAAGAUCUCAACGACCAGCUGGAAGAUGAAAUCAACAAACUCGAGACAACAAUCUCACAGCUAGACGGCAUUGAUGCACUUGAAGAUCACAUCCUUUUCCUACAGAGGUACCCGUCUCUUUCAGUCCAGGAGGAUAUGAAGGACUGGACAGGCGUUGAACUUGACACCUCCCUGUCUUUUGGCUCCAUGAGAGAAAUCACAACAACAAUGAUAGAGAAUAUUCAGCUGAAGCUGGAGAAGAUGGCCACCAUUGAACUCGCCAGAUUCUCGAAGUUUGCAGUGGAGGUGAAGCUGGACCCAGCCACUGCGCAUCAGCGCCUGCUUCUUUCUGAUGAUGGCAGCAAAAUGAAAGAUGCAGGACGAAACCUGAAGGUAGCAGAUUCUCUAAAGAGAUUUGACGUGCUCGGCAGCGUCUUGGGACUCAACUGCUUGACGACUGGGAAGUGGUACUGGGAGGUGGAGGUCAGCAACAGCACCGGCUGGGACCUAGGUGUAACCAGAGGCAGCGCCGACCGCAGGGGGAGACUGAUUUUGAGCCCAGAUAACGGCUACUGGGCUCUGGUACAUUUUGAAGAGUGUGAGGCACCCAAACCAUUUAUAACGUACACAGUGAUGACAGCGCCACCCGUUUGUCUUUCACUUAAAGACAAACCAACGAAAGUGGGGGUGUUUGUUGACUACGAGGAAGGUCUCCUGUCUUUCUACGACGUGAUGGCCCAGUCUCAUAUCUACUCAUUCUCCAAGUGCUCAUUCUAUGAUGAGCUUUAUCCAUAUUUUAGUUUACAUAUGAAAUAUGAGAUCAACCCAGACCCUUUGAUUAUUUCACAAUUAAAACAUUAAAAUGGAUUCUGAAUAUUAGCAUUUGGUUUUCCAUAUUUCUCAGCCAGAGUAUUCCGUACUGAUGAUACAGAACUUUAUUUAGCUCG
This is a messenger RNA of Fundulus heteroclitus (mummichog), 1581 nucleotides long. Its product is annotated as E3 ubiquitin-protein ligase TRIM38-like. Gene Ontology annotation, molecular function: protein binding. Bases 26 to 1495 code for a protein of 489 amino acids. The transcript is spliced from 7 exons. The record is from RefSeq and is a predicted model, not a curated record. NCBI's taxonomy places the organism in Eukaryota, Metazoa, Chordata, Actinopteri, Cyprinodontiformes, Fundulidae.